GGCGCGCUCGGCCGCCGCUUCUCUGUUUCCGCGGGGAGGGAGGCUCGCCUUUGCGCUGCGUCCCGGGCGCUUCAGGGUGGCCGCCACUGGCCGGAAGACGGCCCUGUGCGACUACCGGGAGGGACGCCCUGGGCUGGUUCUCUCGAGCGAGUCAGAGGAUCCUUUGAGGCCACCCGACAUUCAUGAAUCCCAUUAGAUUGCAGGAGGCCAGCCAGGGAUCUGCAAACGUCAGGAUUCACUUCAAAGUCUGUAGGUUCAUCAUGGAAGCAGGUGUGAAGUUAGGCCUGCGCUCUGUCCCUAUCGCUACAGCGUGCACCAUUUAUCACCGAUUUUUUAUGGAGGUGCCUCUGGAGCCGUAUGAUCCUUAUUUAGUAGCUAUGGCUGCACUGUACCUGGCUGGGAAGGUAGAAGAACAGCAUUUGCGGACAAGGGACAUCAUCAAUGUGAGCCACAGGUACUUGCACCCUCGGAGUGACCCCCCGGAGCUGGACACACAUUUCUGGGAGCUGAGAGACAGCAUUGUCCAGUGUGAGCUGCUCGUGCUGCGGGUGCUGUGCUUCCGUGUCUCCUUCCAGCACCCCCAUAAGUACCUUCUCCACUAUUUGCUGUCCCUGAAGCACUGGAUGAACCGGCACAGUUGGGAGCGGAUCCCGGUGGCAGCAGCGGCUUGGGCUCUGUUGCGGGACAGUUACCACGGACCCCUGUGCCUCCAGCACCCUCCGCAGCAUAUUGCUGUGGCCGUCCUUUACCUUGCUCUGCAGUGUUACGGGGUGGAAGUACCUGCUGACGCUGAGGCAGAGCGGCCCUGGUGGCAGGUGUUCAGUGAAGAUCUUUCCAAGCCUGUCAUUGACCAGAUAGUCUUGGAACUGAUACGGAUCUACACUUUGGAUGCAGAGAUCUAAGUGCGCUGUGAAGAGAAAGACUUCCAGCCCAGGGCCUCUAGUGAAUUGGCGUGUUUCAAGCUGGGAUAGUGGUGGAAGUAUUACCUGCACUUGAAGGGACUGGCACCAGAAGUGCAUCCUGUUCUUUUGAGACAUCCCAUUGAACAGCAGUGGAGCUGAACAAGCGAAGCGCCUUGAUAGUGCUGGGAAUCUCCUGAUAGAAUCACUUUCCAGCGUGGAGUUAAUCUGGAACUAAUCUUCCAUCUCCCACAAAAGAAGGAUGUUCUGAGUUGAAGUUUGUGGAAUGAUGAAAUGAGUGAAAAAGAUUCUUUUCUUCACCUAUUUCAAGUAAAACAUGUUGGCAGGAUA
Molecule: messenger RNA, 1250 nt
Organism: Candoia aspera
Lineage: Eukaryota; Metazoa; Chordata; Lepidosauria; Squamata; Candoiidae
Gene: CCNQ
Product: cyclin Q
Exons: 6
Coding region: 183-902 (239 amino acids)
Biological process (GO): regulation of transcription by RNA polymerase II
Cellular component (GO): nucleus
Molecular function (GO): cyclin-dependent protein serine/threonine kinase regulator activity
Source: RefSeq, a predicted model, not a curated record